CAAAAUGGCGGAGGAGGAUGUUGUAGUUCGAAGUUAUGUACAAAACAUAUUAUAUCCGGGCCUCGGACUUUUUGUUGCGUAUUUUAUCUUUAAACGGCAGAUUAGACAUUGGCGAUUACGUUUAGCAGCAUGGAUCAUGACAAGAGUUGGUUGUAAGAGUAACAAAAUAUUUGGUGAACACAAAAAGGAUUUGUUCCAUUCCAUGAAGAAACUAAAGGCCACAGUUGGGACAUUAAAAGUUCUGGAGAUCGGAGCAGGAGGAGGUGUUAACUUUAAGUUUUACCCUGCUGGGACCAAAGUCACCUGUCUUGAUCCUAACCCGUGUUUUGAACCUUACGUGGAGAACAAUGCCGUGGUCAGUGGUCUUGUCGACAUGACAGGUUUCAUCAAAGCUUUCGGGGAGAACAUGUCUGAUGUGGCCGACUGUAGCUAUGACGUAGUGGUCAGCACACUGGUGUUGUGUACAGUUAGAGAUCCAGACCGAGUCCUGAAGGAGGUCAAGCGAGUCCUCAAACACAAUGGUAAAUAUUAUUUCAUGGACCAUGUGUGUGCAGAGAAAAGAAGCAUCAUCUAUUUCUUUCAACGUCUGAUAAAUCCAGCGUGGCGUGUGUUUGCUGAUGGAUGUGAAGUGACCAGGGACACUGGAGGUACCAUAAAGGCAGCAGGCUUUAAGACCCUAGACAUGAGAUACUUCACAGCACCAACAAAGUUGUUCCUCAUCAGACCCUGUUGUAUGGGCAUCGCAACCAAGGAGUAGUAAGAAAGGUGUAUGGGACACAGGUAUCUGUCAAUAUAGAAUAUAUAGCUGCCAAUACAACAUAGAACUGUGGAACACAAGAUCUUUAAGACACAGGCUUCUGUGUCUAUAAGAAUAUAGUGCCCUGCCUAUAGAACACAGGGCUUUGGGCACUCUGUAACAAAUAGGGACCUCGUUUGUAAGAAUACAUUGCCCUGCCUAUAGAACACACAGAGCUUUAAAAUACUGGUAAUUGUUUAUAUGACACAGGGGCCUGUGUCUAUAUAGAAUACAUUACCCUGCUUAAAUAACACAGGUCUAUAAUACAUAUAUGGUUCUAUAAUUGUAACACAGGGUCUUCUGCUGACUUUCUAUUUAGAUAUUGUGAUAUUUGUAGGCAUUUACAAAAAAAAACUGUUAUUAAGACUUUCGUUUGAUAUUUACCCUAGGUAUAUAUUAGUUUAUGUUAUCUGUCUUCAGGGACAGGUCAGGCAUGUAUUAUAUUGAGUUAUUUUUAAUAUUGUAUAAAACAUAAUGCAUAAUAUAUUAAACACUUUUCAUUCUAUAAAAAAAAACAAAGUUUUAUGCAUCCUGCACAAUCAGGUCUAUUUUAAUAUGGAAAAGUUUGGGAUAAAUGACAUUGUGUUUGCUAUUCUCUAUUAAGUGGGGUUUUUCAACUCAGGAAUUUAUUAAGUAGAAAUUUUAAUGUUUAUUGUACAAUAGCACAGGAUUUUUUUUUUUAAAUAUAUGGGUUUUAAAUAU
Mizuhopecten yessoensis (Yesso scallop) is the source of this 1498-nucleotide messenger RNA. Its product is annotated as methyltransferase-like protein 7A. The record is from RefSeq and is a predicted model, not a curated record. NCBI's taxonomy places the organism in Eukaryota, Metazoa, Mollusca, Bivalvia, Pectinida, Pectinidae. The coding region runs from base 5 to 757 and encodes 250 amino acids. The transcript has 2 exons. Gene Ontology annotation, molecular function: S-adenosylmethionine-dependent methyltransferase activity.